Molecule: messenger RNA, 5746 nt
Organism: Hyalella azteca
Lineage: Eukaryota; Metazoa; Arthropoda; Malacostraca; Amphipoda; Hyalellidae
Exons: 17
Coding region: 477-4235 (1252 amino acids)
Molecular function (GO): protein binding
Source: RefSeq, a predicted model, not a curated record
GGUGCUUGAGUAAGUACACUUGAGCGGCGCUCAUGAAAGAGUCUGAUACACAGUGGGAAGAAAAUACCGGGAUGAGGAAUAUUCUACAGUGAACUCAUAAUUUUUUCCUGCGUCAAGCCUAAUUGAACAUAAUGUCUGUUAAUCUGUUUCGUUAAUUUAACUUUAAAUUUUGCCAUUUCACAAAACGUUGAACCGCACUUGUAUAUAUAUUGAGCAACUAACUAAGUUUCCUUUAUAAAAUAGUCACGUUGGUGAGAUAUGAUCACGUUUAUGCUUUACUUGUACAUUUUAUAGACAGGCUAUUGCUAUGAUGGAAUAAUAAAUGUUGUAUUUCAAAUAAAACUUUUUCCUGGUACCACCGUCCGUGUUGGAAGAUCAAUACACAUCGUCUUUGUGUGCGUAAAUUUAAAAUAAUUUCAACUCUAACUACUUUAACUAUCAUCUACAUCGAUCUGUUAUCAUAAAUUCAAGCCGUGAUGUCGCUAUUCACUGCAUGCAUUAAAAUGCUGCCGCUGCUGAUGCUGACAAGCAGUGCCGUGCUGACUCGUGAUGCUGUCCAUCAGUCGGCCAUAGAUUACGGGGCGGUGGUGUGGACGGUUGCAGGACGGGAAGCGCGGCUGGACUGCGGGGUGGUGACCACGUCUGCCGCUGGUGACGUGGUCGUGGUGUUGCUCUUCCACAACCACACCAACACGCCUGUGUUUGUGGUGGACGCAAGAACCCAGCCUCUGAUGACCGCCGCCAGAGAGGCCACUCGUAACGGGUCCCGCGUGCACCUCCUGCUGCAGCCUCACGGGGGAGAAGAUGCUGGGGGUGAUGGCCAUCAUAAUACGAGGGCGGGCGAGACUUCGGCGCUGCAGGUGCGGGUUUCGUCGGUGGAGGAGGCCGACGAAGGCGCUUACCACUGCCGGGUGGACUUCAGGACGCGGCCCAGCGUCAACACCCACAGCUUCCUGCGCGUCUUGGAAGGCCCUCGUCACCUGGAGGUACUCAGCAGCCAGGAGGGAUACUCUGGAGUGGCAGACUCGCCUGCACGCGGCAUCGUCGGCUCGUCACUCACCCUCGUCUGCCUCGCCACCGGGGGCCGGCCGCGGCCUGAGGUACAGUGGCUGGAGGGCGACCUGCUGCUGAGCGACCAGACCGACGUCCCGCCCCACGCCGGCGUCAGCAGACCUGCUGCUGACUCAGACGUCACCAAGGCCUACCUCACCAUCACUAACCUCACCAGGAAAGACGACGGCCGCCAGCUGCGCUGCCGCGCCCGCAACACGGCCGUCAUCGCCGGCCUAGCGCCGGCCCUGACGCAGGUCGUGCGCCUCUCCCUCGUUGCCCCUGCCGAGCGCCUGGACAUGUGGAUCGUGGCCCCGGGCGGUGGCCCCGAGGAGCCCCACGACGAGGUUGUCAGCGUCGCUGUGGGGCGGCGCCUCACCCUGCAGUGUGAGGCCACCGGCGCCCUCGGCAGCUCCGGCCUCGCGUGGACGCUGGGGGGCGAGACGCUGGGCGACCAGGAAGGCUACGAGCUCGACGCGUCACGCACGUCAACCACGUUGCGCUCACGUCUAACGUUCACGACGCACGCGUACCACGACAACACGACCCUGACAUGUGCCCCGACGUACCCUGACAUGCUGGGCCACGCCUUACAAGUGGCCCAGCAAGCGGUCCUGGUACUUAGAGUGUCCGGACCACCAAGAGUGCGUGCUGGAGUAGAGGGAGGCACAGAGGGGAGUGUACAGGUGAGGGUUGGGGCGACCCUCUUGCUGCACUGCUUCGUCAGCUCGUCAUCGCCCCUGCGCUCCCUCUUCGUCUAUAGAAAUGGAGCACCGCUACGGGAGGUUCUGCCUGAGAAGAACACUUCUUCGCCUGUGCACACAGGUGACGCGUGGACAGGUCGACAGAAGUUCACACUACGCGUGCCCGACGUGACCUUACGUGACGUGGGCUCCUACACGUGCCACGUCACCAACCUUGUCGCCAGCACCGACAGCAACGUCGUCAGCGUGCUGGUCGUAGACAAGCCGCGAUGCAGCGAAGUUCCCGCAGUUGUGGGGAUCAGAGGGGUGGGCCCCACUCCCCCCCUCAGGUGCCCCACGGUCGCCACCCCCGCACCCCACGCCUACAGAUGGGCAGUGAGUGGCAGUGAUACGACGGCAGUGACGUCGUCCAAUUCCUGGUCACUGCAGGUCACAGAAGAUGUACAAUUCCCCCUGAACGUCUCCUGCUACGCCGAGAAUGUCGUUGGCGUCAACGAGCCAGCGUGCGUCGUACAGCUCGUUGCCCGAGGUCGCCCAGGUGCUGUGCAGCAGUGCACCUUUGCUCCGUCCACAGUCAACUCGUCAAGUGUGGACGUGGACGUUGUGUGUCUGGCGAGUUGGACGGGUGGACUGCCCACCAAUUACACCCUGCAAGUGGACAACCAAAAUGUCCUCGACCAACCGCACGAUGGCAACAUAUAUGCCGAGUGUCAAGCUGCCACGAUCCUAGAAUCCAAGAGAAUCGAGUUUCGUUUGCAAAGUCUCCACGUGAACCAUGAGUACGUACUCACAAUUUUUGCCAGCAAUGCCAUGGGUCGCAGUGACUCAGUUAACUACUCAUUCGGUCCCACCGUGCGUUCUGAGGACAACGUCGGGGCGAUGGUGACGAAGGCGGAGACUCACUUCGAUGGACUCAAGCUGAUCAUCAUCGUGUCGACGUGUGCGUUGGUGAUGGUGGUCAUCAUCGCAGUGGCACAUACUGUGUGGAGAGCUCGCACCACCAAGUAUGACCACAUCUCCACCGUGAGCAACUCGAGUCAGCACGGGGACAAAAAUGACUACUCCGACCAAGAGCUUUCAUACGUGCACUUCCCCAACGAAAUUGACCAAGAGGCGCUGCUGGGCCAUCAGAGGCGAGACCACCACCCAUCAGGAGGCCUACAUCCCGAUGGCCUCAGCGAGCUCCGCAGUUCUCGUCUGACAGUCUGGAGCUACCAACUGCCUCCACGCCACGAAUGCGUCACGCAAAAGCCUCAAUCAUCCUUCAAAGAUGAAACAUCGUUAAAUCCCAGUCGUUGUUUAGCUCCCGUCAACAACCCCCAGCAACCAAGUUACAUGAAGUUCUCUCAUGGGGGAUACGUUUGGCUCAACUCCAGCCCCUGCAUGCAAAAUCCUUAUGUCCCGUCUCGUGCAACUUAUGCCACAUCGGACGCAGGAUACCCGUUGCUUGUUGACGCAGGAUCUUCGUAUGUCUUUGAUGACAGAGUGCCUUCAUGUGAGAGCAGCAGAAAUGCUGGGCAACCAAUGAUGCACUUGCCAAAUGUAACUCAGCAGCUAAUCGAGAGAGAGAGGUCCAGAAACAGCAUCUCGUCGACCGUGUCCUCUUCAACUGCCUCGACGGUGGUGAUGAAUCCUGAUUAUGGCAAGAGUUCCAAAAUUUGUCAUGAACCGACGCAUGCUGAGCUCACUUCUGAAAACGAUCAAGCGGCAAACGCAGAGGCGCGCAGUCCUAAAGUGCAAAAAUCGACGUUUGUGCUGGCAGAAAUUGAACGAUCCGGGUUGUUGGAAACGAAUUCCGUGGUGAUUGGAAUAGAAAAAUCACAAAUCGACGAGACUAAAGUUGUCAUUCCAGCAGAGAGCAUAGUCUCCACGAAUGGAUCAGAAAAAAUUACUGCUCCUGGCCUGGAGAUUGACCUUGCCGAAGAAACAGUGAGUGAGAAACAACGCACAUCACAGGACUUAUUGAAUAAUAUUUCUUUGACCGGAACAGCAAUCUCAUCCGCUUUAUUGUCAAGUGACCCAAAUGAUGAAGAUCUUUCGAUGUCUGUUGAUGAGAGUAAUGCGGAAACAAAGCGCCCUAAUCCAUCAUCUGCCAUCAAAAAAGAAACUAAAUCUUCUGUAGCCUUCCUCGGUAAUUCGUUGAGGCGUCUUAGAAGAGGCCACACACCUAACCCUAUGGUGAUCGGGUGCAGCGCAGAUUGCAAGCACAUGCCUGCUGACGGCACCUACCCCGAUAUUCGUCGAGAGUUUGUUGAACAGCAAAGCUACGCCAUCCCCUAUGAUGACUUGGAUCGAACUUGCAAAGACUCGACACCGACGCAAGUCAUUGCUUCUGUUCUGCACAAGCGUAACGAAGAACCAAAACUCUUCAACAAUACCAGCAGAGAAGCGACCAACCAACAGAAUGAUGAGGACGGAAUCUCUGACGCCGAUGACCUGAACUACGCAGUGCCGUGCUCCGAGGUCUCGACAGCACUUUAGCUGCCGUCUGAUAAUUUCCUUGGACAUUAAGGUGAAAAGAUUUGGAAAGCCGCAAAAGUGUAGUCCAUUAUUUUUAUAUUGUGAAAUUUAAAUUGAUAAUGAGACUGUAAAGUUACAAGUGGGUGUGCUCAUCUUUAAAUGCUAUGAUUCGAUCAAAUUACCGAUAUGCUAAGGUUGUGGUCCAGUAUUAUUACAAAGAAUAUUUCUGCAUCUCCUGACAUCAUUGUGGAUUACAUUUUACGAUGUUACGGUGAGAAAGAUUCUAAUUAUCAUCCGAAUUCUAUCACAAGAAUUCUGCGUGUUCGCAUGUGCAGUAUGCUGAGACUUGUUGCAUGAAAACUAAUGUGAUAAAAAGAUGACUAUUUGUGUUCCCUGCUCGAGCCCCGUUUGUAGGUUGAAGCAAUACAAUGAACGAAUAGUUUGUAAGUUAUCAGUUCUAUUUUCUAGAAGCCAGUUACUGGCCACUGAAAAUUAAAGUUGCUGGUAAAUUGUCAUUUAGAAUUAAUAAUGAUUUCAAUUAUAAUAUCUUCCGCGAAAAGUACUAGCUUAAUUCUCUAUCGCAUGAAGGGAAGCCGUGAAAGGCCACUGAUGUAUGAAUAGUUUUUAAGAUUAUUAGUACCGGACCUUCAGGCACGGAUAACAUUGGUGACUGUUAAUUAAUGUAACCGUAGAUUAAGUGUUACAUAACUUAGAGACAGCCAAUGGUCGGUCAUAAAUAGUGGUAAGUUCAUUGUUGAAAUAGGAUAGUAGUAGCCAAUAGAGGGGUGCGUUAAUAGAAGUAAUACGUUGUGGGUAUUAUUUAGAUAAGCUAGUGAAAGCUAAUGAAAGACUGCUAAUUAAUAAUACUUUGAAGGUUCGCUGUGCAUACAAAUUAUAUGAAGCAAAUGAACUAAAAAUAUUUGGGAGUUUUUCGUUACUAAGUUAUAAUGAAGAGCUGUUUGAAGUGUCAACAAAGGCUGUGCUCUGUGUUCCCUAUUAUUAGUUUAUCUACUAUGUAUAUGGUAAGUAAUUAUAAUCUGAUCGUGUUCAUUACCGCAUCUGUUUAGAACAUUUUACAAUAAUUUUCUCCCGUAAUAUUCCCGUUCUUUUUCCUUGAAAUGUGCUCAGUACUCUAAGAACGUAAAACAGAAACAGUGAUGUUGAGAGAGUUAUAUUUUACAUUAGUUAGUCCUUCCAUUUUUGUGUUUGAAAAAUUUCUCAACCUGACUUCUUGGAGCGAUACGAUCAAGAAGAAGUACUGGAUUGUGUUUAUAAGACCAAGCCGCUGCUCUCGUGAUCAUUAUUUUAAUUGUUACUUGCACUUAUUAACUGUGUAUCGAAACUUUCGCCAGCUUCCACAAUUAUCCAUUUAAUGUUGAUGUCCAUUCAUAGUUUGCCUAUUAUUUCCUUUAUUGAAACUUUGGUUAUAAUUUAUUAUGCACUACCUUUGACAAGUUAUACCUAUGUUUUGAAAACCUACAUUUUUCACUACUUUGGAACGCCCGCCAUAUUUGAUAAAACUUACUCUGUAC